CGGCCCUCCGCCCCCAAACCUCCCCGUCGCGGCGCCCUCCCCGCCUUCCCAUUCCCGGCCCCGCCCGCCCACAUCUAGUCUCCCACCUCGCCCUCGCGGCGCCGGUGUAGCAGCCAUGCUAGUCUCCGUCGCCGCCGACGACUCCGGCUGGCAGGAGUCCCCGUCGCAGGCCGUCCUCUUCGCCGACGAGAUCGCUGCCGUCCGCGCUGUCCUGGGCGGGACCCUCUCCGAGGCCAGCAUCAUUGCCGCGCUCUCCCAGUGCGGUGGCAACGCUGAGCGCGCCAUCAACGCGAUCCUCGACGACGCCGAGGUCGUUUCCGCCCCCAAGCGGGCCAAGGUCGAGCUCGACGUCGGUGGUGUUCCGGUGCAGGUGCCGGUAGCUGUCAAGGUGAAGGCCGAAUCCAUCGACGUCGGGGCCGUGGCGCCGGCAGCUGUCAAGGUGAAGGCCGAGCCCAUUGACGGCGAUGUCGUGGGGAGCCAACAAUCCGAUGGCUCCUCCGCGAAGGCCACCGCCAAGAUGAAGAGCGAGCCGGCCGAAUGGUCCGCCAAGACACCCGACCGAUUCGUCCCCGACGCGCGCAGUGUAGGUGCGCCUGUGGCGGUGGCGAGCGCCGGCGCCGGCAUAAGCAUCGUCCCGCGGCAGAAUAAGAGGCCGAGGCAGGAGGUGGGGACCAUCGAACUCACUACCACGCACCCGGUGCCGUACCUCAACUCGCGGCCCAUCCGGGCGCUGCCACCCAUGCCACCCAUGGGCGGGGACGGGGAGGUGUACGACCCGAAGCCUAUCCAGAUGGUGCCGCCCCUGGAAAUCCAGAUGCACGAUCCGAGGACCACCCUACCUGCGCCGUCACCCAUCGACAUCGAGAUGUACCAACAACCGCCGCGGCCGCCGCCCGUGGACGUCGAGAUGUGCGAGCAGAGGUCGCGGCCCCGGCCCCGGCCCCUCAGGGCGGUUGUGCCUGCCUCGGUGACGGACAUGAGGAUGGUGGUGGCGCCACCGGACGGCGAGUUUGGCGACUUCCCUGUGGAGCGCGACUGGAUGCUCGUCGGCAAGUCCUAUGUGCCCGGGCUGUCCACCAACCGUGGGAGGAGGAGGUUGGACGCUGGGGAGAUUGUCCAUUUCGCCUUCCCUUCGUACGAGAAGAUCUAUGGCGGGUUAAAGAUGACUGCCAAGAAGGCGGCGGCUCUGGCACAGAUUGUUCGCUUUUCCACCAAACGAGCCGGAGAGAUUGGGAAGCUGUCCCCAGAGUGGACGCAAUGCCUUGUCCCGCUUGUCAACUCGUCCAAGGUGAAGAUUCAGGGGAAGCUCGUGUUCCCAACAAUGGAGCUGAGGCUGAUGCAGGAGAUAUUGCUCUAUGUUAGCUUCUACAUCCACAAAUCUGUGCUAGCCGAAAUGGACAACUCACCCUGUGACAUGCUCGAUCAUGCAAAUGUUGAUUUCACUCCCAGUCCUCUCCAUAAAUUGCUUAGUUUGCUCAACCUAAAGCCAUCCAACAAGGAUGCUUUCUCCCUUGACGAUCUCACCACUAGAAAGCUGAAGCAAAUUCUAAGGGGUAACAAUAAUAAUGGUGAUGAUUCUACUCCGGUGCUUGGCCAUACAUUUCUCGAGCAAGGCGCUGAUGAGCAGGCGAUUUCAGAGGCUGCCUUGAACAAACUUGUUGGCACUGCUGAAACAUUUGACUUAGAGGAAGCAGAGCCUCCCACUACCCUUGUCUCUGUUCUAAAGCCAUACCAGAAACAAGCUCUCUUCUGGAUGUCUAAAUUGGAGAAGGGAAUUGAUGCUAAUGAAGAGACAAAAACUCUUAAUCCGUGUUGGAGUGCCUACAAUAUUGCAGACAGGAGAGCUCCUCCAGUCUAUGUUAAUCUUUUUACUGGUCAAGCAACAACACAAUUUCCAAGUAUGACUGAGACUGUAAGAGGAGGGAUACUAGCAGACGCAAUGGGUCUUGGCAAAACUGUGAUGACCAUUGCUCUGAUACUUUCCAAUCCUAGGGGGGAGUUCUCUAACUGUAUAAAAGGAGACACAAGGUAUCUAGGAGAUCGUGCGACCAGAGGAUACACCUCAACAUCCUCUGUGAGAGGAGGUACCCUUGUUGUUUGCCCUAUGUCAUUAUUGGGCCAAUGGAAGGAUGAGUUGGAGGCACAUUCGGCACAAGGAGCUCUUUCUGUGUUUGUGCAUUAUGCUGGUGAUAAAACUAGUAGCCUCAUGCUGAUGGCUCAACAUGAUGUCGUUUUAACAACCUAUGGUGUCCUCUCAGCUGCAUGCAAAACGGAAUGCAACAGCAUUUUUCACAGGAUGGAUUGGUAUAGGAUUGUGCUUGAUGAAGCUCACACAAUCAAAUCUCCUAAAACUAAAAGUGCCCAAGCAGCUUAUAGAUUAAAGUCGGAAUGCAGAUGGUGCCUUACAGGCACACCAUUGCAAAAUAAUUUGGAGGACCUCUACAGUCUUCUCUGCUUCCUACAUGUUGAACCAUGGUGCAAUGCAAAAUGGUGGCAGAGGCUUAUUCAGAAACCUUAUGAGAAUGGUGAUGAUAGAGGGUUGAAACUUGUUAGAGCUAUUCUUAGGCCACUAAUGCUAAGGAGGACCAAGGAAACAAAAGACAAGAUUGGCAAUCCCAUACUGGUUCUACCUCCAGCUCGUAUUGAAGUUGUAGAGUGCGAACAAUCUGAACAUGAACGUGAUUUCUAUGAAGCACUUUUCAGGAGAUCAAAGGUUCAGUUUGACAAAUUUGUAGCACAAGGCAGUGUUCUGAACAAUUACGCUAAUAUUCUCGAGUUACUUCUCCGGCUAAGGCAGUGCUGCGAUCACCCUUUUCUGGUUAUCAGCCGAGCUGACCCUAAAAAGUAUGCUGACCUCAACCAGCUUGCACAGCAAUUCCUUGAAGGGGUGCAGCAGAGUUCGUCUGGAAGACAGAACGUAGUGCCUUCACUGGCUUAUGUAGAAGGGGUCGUCGAGGAAAUUCGCCAGGGUGCUACGAUGGAGUGCCCUAUCUGUCUCGAGUCAGCUUCGGACGAUCCAGUGCUCACGCCUUGCGCACACCGGAUGUGUGGCGAAUGCCUUGUUUCUAGCUGGAGGACUCCAGACGGAGGGCCAUGCCCACUCUGUAGACGUCACAUCAGCAAGUCUGACCUGAUCAUACUGCCUGCUCAGAGUCGUUUCCAGGUGGAUGCCAAGAACAACUGGAAGGACUCGUGCAAAGUGAAAACGCUCGUAACGAUGCUGGAGAGCCUUCAGAGGAAGCAGGAGAAGAGCAUCGUGUUCAGCCAGUUUACUUCCUUCUUCGAUCUUCUGGAGAUCCGCUUCACCCAGAAGGGUAUCAAGUUCUUGAGGUUUGAUGGCAAGCUGAGCCAGAAGCACAAAGAGAAAGUUCUGAAGGAGUUCAGUGAGAGCCAGGACAAGCUGGUGCUAAUGAUGUCGCUCAAGGCUGGAGGUGUAGGGCUAAAUCUAACUGCUGCCUCCAACGUUUUUAUGAUGGAUCCGUGGUGGAAUCCGGCUGUGGAAGAGCAGGCUAUCAUGAGAAUUCACCGCAUUGGGCAGAAAAGAGAGGUCCGAGUCAAACGCUUCAUCGUCAAGGGUACUGUCGAGGAGCGGAUGCAGCAGGUCCAGAUGCGCAAGCAGAGGAUGGUUUCUGGGGCGCUCACCGACGAGGAGAUUCGUGGCGCUCGCAUUGAGCAUCUCAAGAUGUUGUUUAAAUAAAUGAUCAUUGCCGAUGUGUAUAGCUGACGCUACGCCGUUGAUACUUUGGUAGUGUCAAGUAGGUUGUCGAGGGCAUGUUUGGUAGGAGUAAGAUCUGGGUUUAGACCAUUGUAGAUGGGGAUGGCCGGAUGGGAGUGGGUGGAACCUUGCCCUUCCGAUAUGACGGUCUUCCUUUCUAACGUGAAUCAGACUGGCAUAGAGAAUGGGCAUUUUGGAAAACAUGACUACGAUAAAUCACUUUUCUCUUGAGUCUUGGAUUGCAGGUGUU
Messenger RNA from Zea mays, 3965 nucleotides. RefSeq names its product Putative SWI/SNF-related matrix-associated actin-dependent regulator of chromatin subfamily A member 3-like 3. The coding region runs from base 116 to 3697 and encodes 1193 amino acids. The transcript is spliced from 18 exons. Gene Ontology annotation, molecular function: nucleic acid binding; ATP-dependent activity, acting on DNA; ATP binding. Gene Ontology annotation, biological process: DNA repair. The record is from RefSeq and is marked validated. Gene Ontology annotation, cellular component: nucleus. Lineage: Eukaryota; Viridiplantae; Streptophyta; Magnoliopsida; Poales; Poaceae.